UGGGGAGCGGGAAGGAGAUGGGAUUGUUUGCAGAUCGUUGCGUUUGGCUUGCUCUAAAUCUUCCUGCGUGAAUGGGGCCCAGGCGGGAGUGGGCGGCGCUUGGCUAGGACACAGGAGGAGUUUCUUUGGGUCAGACUGGGCGCUCCCCUUGGCCAGGGUCCAUCUUCUUCCCCACGGUGGCCAGACAGGUGCUUUUGGGAAGCCCACGACAUGAACGCGAUAGCCUUCUUGCAGCCCGAACGCUUUCCAGACCCUGAUAUACUGCUUCUGAAUGGGGGAGGGCAGCAGUUCAGAAUAUAAGAAUAAGCCUUGCUGGAUUAGACCCAAGGUCCGUCUUGCCUGGCGCUCGGUGCACAUGAUGGCAAACUAGCUGCCCUCAGGGUCGCUCAAGCAGGUUGAGUGCAAGGCCUCCUCCUGUCCUGCUCCUCAGCAACUGGAAAAGGAGAUAGCGCAUAGGCAGCAAGGCUGGUCGCCACGGAUCUCCUCCCUCUUUUUUACCCUCUGUGACGAAAGACCAGUCAUACAUCUGUAUCUUCCAUUUAGUAGCACUCUGAAAACCAUCUAAGGCCCCGGUGCCUUCCCCAUGUUUUGGACAACAGUUUCCAGAACCCUGAUCCGAAACAUUUGGAGGGCACCAGCUGGAGAAGUUUAGCUAACAGCCAUACAUCAUCUGUCCCCUUUUAGAACUAAGUGGUUUGCACAGUACAUCCUGUGGUAGUGGGUUUCAUAGGGUUAACUACGUAUUGUGUGAGGAAAUCUUUAUCCUGAAUUUCUCACCACUGGAUGACAGCUUUGUGAAAGAAGAAAUAACUAUUCUCCUUAUGACCUUUCAUUAUCAUACUUUUUCCCCCAUGCUAAAAAGGUCCCUUUUCUUUAGGAUUUCUUAUAAACUGUCUCCAGAACAGUGAUAUAGGAAUACAGUCAAAUCAACCAAUCAAUAAUAAACAGGGACAUUUCUCCCACCCUUUCACUAUUUUGGUGACUUUUUCACUUUAUCCAGCUCAUGUGCAAAUUAGGACCCCUCUGGAGAAAAUGACUACAUCCUUGAGUCUUCUUUCUGGAAAUCGUGAGGCUUUCUUCUGCUUCUGCCACCUCUGCUCCCAUCUUUGCAAUGAAGAAAACACCACGAAAGCACCAGGGUGAACGUUACCGCUUGAAGUUUCGGCGUCUGUGCCGGGCAGCUAAAGUGCUGGUUUAUGAGAAUGCGGCGUUAUGUGAUGAGAUCGCCAGGCUCGAGGCCAAAUACCUGCGUGUGCGUGAAGAGCGGCGGUUCCUGCUUGCUCGCCUGCUGCAGGCACAGGCCUUGGUGGAAGAUGAGCCUCCGGCACAAACCGUGGCUGCCGUGUCACUGCCCUCCCCAGAUGAGCCCACUGUCCGCAAGCCGCGCCGGGAACGCAAAGGCAAAGAGAAUGGCCGGGCAUCGAAGCGCAGGGCAGCCCCAGAACUGGGUGCCCGCCGCUUAGUUCCACCUCUGCCCUUGGAUCCUUCUGGCCGGCCAGUGUUUCCUAUCACACUGGGGCCACUGACUGUUUACAGUCUGGGCGAAAUUGUCCCUGACCGUCCCGGUUUCCACACAGAGACUGCCAUCUAUCCAGUUGGAUACUGCAGCACCCGGAUCUUUGCCAGCAUUCGCAGACCGGUUCACCGCUGUCUCUACACCUGCCAGAUCAAGGAUGGUGGUGCUGGGCCACUCUUUGAGAUUGCCCCUGAAGACGAGCCAGGCUGUGUCAUGGCGGGCUCCACUCCCGAUGCCUGCCACACUCAGCUCCUGGAGGCAGUUGGGGGAGCACAGCUGGAGCCUGCGGGGGCUGAAUUUUUUGGGCUUUCACACCCAGCAAUCCAGCACCUCAUCCAGAGCUGCUCCGGUGCGCGCAAGUGUGCUGGGUAUCGCUGGUUCCGCUUCGAGGUGUGCCGUCCGGCAGAUGGGCCCCCUCCUGAGGGGUUGCCCUCAGGAAACCCUGGAACAGACUACGAGGCUUUCCAGAACCAAGGCUUGGCCGGACCUGUGGGCCUGGACUUCCCCACCACAACCCCUUCCCCACCUAGUGGCAAUGGAUAUGCAGAACUUUUCCUGCCAUGUGGUGCCUCAGGGGGGUCCCCCAUUCCCCAGAGCCCAGAAAGUGACACCGAUUGAGUAUUGCCGGUCACAAGCUGGCAUGGCUACAUGUGUAUGGCCACCUGAAGUUUCGUGUUAUUAAAAUUGCAUUGAUGUUGUAAAUUGCUUGUCACUUACCUGGUUUGAAAGGCUAACAUUAGGUUAGUCUUCCCCAGCCUGGUGCCGUCCAGAUGAGCUGGACAAUUCGUAGGUUCCCCCAGCCAGCCAUGUUGUGGCCCAUCCCAACUGAAGGACACCAAGUUGGAGGAAGCUGUUUUAGAUCAUUUCUCAAAUUGUCUUUGCGUGAUAAUUUCAGUUUAGGACGAAGAGGCUAUAUUUUUACUUUUGCAAAGACUCCUUUUUUAAGAGUACUUGAAAAUGGUAUUCCUACUUGAAAUUUGUAUUUGACAAAUGGGUAUCUGUCAUUUUAAAUUCUGUGGAAGUUUUUUCUCAUUGCAUAAUAAAAAUUCUGUGUUUAAUGUGGCCUAUAGGAUAUGGCUAUCUGUACAUUUGGACAGAUAUUUCAUUACAUUCUCAAAGUCAAUGCUAAAUGUAUCUGAUCACAUGAAGACACGUGCACAAUAACAUCUCUGCAAAUGUGAAUAACUUUUUCUUGUAAUAAAACUAUGAAUUUUUAAGCAGUCAACAUA
This is a messenger RNA of Varanus komodoensis (Komodo dragon), 2745 nucleotides long. It is a transcript of the gene FYRD1, whose product is annotated as transforming growth factor beta regulator 1. The record is from RefSeq and is a predicted model, not a curated record. Gene Ontology annotation, biological process: regulation of cell cycle. Lineage: Eukaryota; Metazoa; Chordata; Lepidosauria; Squamata; Varanidae. Bases 1112 to 2134 code for a protein of 340 amino acids. Gene Ontology annotation, cellular component: nucleus. The transcript is spliced from 2 exons.